AUAAUCGCGCACUAAUCUAAGGCCGAUAACUCUAGCUUUUACCGGAAGUACAGCAAAAUGGAAAAUGGCGCCCUCCAUGAAUCGUACUGAAAUGGGGGAAUGUUGAAGUUGCGAGUGAAAGUGACAGCAACUUCACCAUGGACUCGCCUGGGGACAACACUGCCGUGAUUCGGAUGAAACGGGAGUUUGAUGCCUUUGUCUCAGCCAGUAGGAAACGGCACUUGCAAAGGAGCUUCAACGUCAAUCAAGCUGAAAAUGAUGAAGAAACCACACCCUCAUCUCCUGCUGUGUCCAUGAGAAACCUCCUAGACAAGGAGAAGGAGGAGAAACUGAUGAAAGCGGAGGUUAUCACGGCCAAGAGUAUGAUUGUGAAGCUGGAGGCAGAAGUAGAUAACCUGCGUAGGUCCAACAAGAGGACCCGUAUUGAGUAUGAUAAAGACCUGGGCAACUUGACCAGUGAAAAACAGCGGGAGUUGGAGAAAGCUGGGGAGCUGAAGUCACGCUUGCAGUAUCUUGCUGACAGAGAGAAGACAGCUCGAGAAGAGCUGCAGGAGCUGCGCCGGGAAUCGGAGCUGAGGGCGGCAACUGCGGAGGAGAAGCAACUGGCGCUUCAGAAGGACAAGCUGCAGCUGGAAGAAGAUCUACAACAGGCCAACGAGCAGUCGUGGGAGAAGAUAACGGAGCUGAGGAACCAGUCCAUGAGGACGCAGAUGGAGCUGCAGAUCUGUCAGACGGAGCUGGAGGAGACCAAGGCGCAGCUCAAGCUGCAGCUCAAACGGUCAGCCGAAACUACUGCCCAUCUCAAGGAGUUGGAGGACUUCCGCCUGCGAGCUGUACAGGCGGAACAGAAGAUAAAGGACCUUGAGGACCAGGAGAGUCUGCACCAAGAGGAUGUCACCAUCACACGUGCACUCAAGACUCAGCUGGAAAACCUCCCCGACCUUGAGAGGGAGCUGGAAAAACUGAAAGAGGAUAACAAAUACUACAAGGAGACAGAAAAGAAUACUCUACUGCUGGAGGAACAGAUUGAUGGCCUGACCAGGAAACUGCAGCGGGCAGAGGACAGGAUGGCAGACUACACCCAGAUGCAGCUGGACAAUGAGAGUCUGAAGAUCAACCUGGAGAGAUGGCAGGGGAAAUCGGCAGCUGGAGUCGGGAACCCUCUGUCACCGACAGAGUUGUCCCAGCAGGUGGUGGAGCUGCAGAGUGCCCAGAUGUUGGCGCGAGACGAGUACGGCAAGCUACAGUCCAGGUUCCACUCCCUGCAGGCAGAACUUAGGGAGACAACUUCCAAGUACCAGACUGCAGUACAGGAAGCAAGUGCUGGGAAGACAGGAUCGCAGCAUCAGCAGGAUCUCAUAAAGAGGCUCCAGCGGAAGCUGCUGUUGGUCAGCAAGGAGCGGGAGGGCUACAAACGAAUCCUGGACUCGUACGAGAGUGAAGUGACGGUGAACGUGGGGGCGCUGCAGGCAAGCCGUGUUCAGCAGCUAGAGCAACUACUCCACGACUACCGCACUCAGACGGAGUCAUUGGAGGCAGAGCUUGGACGCACCGCCCACGAGGUGUCACAGACCAAGACUAAGUGUUUACAGCUGGAGACGCAGACAGAUGGGGGCGGCAGAGCGGCACAAGCAGCAAAGUGUGACCAGAGAACUAUACAGGAACUAAAGGAGAGAGUCAUAGAGCUUGAGUUGGAGGUAGAGAAGAAGAACAGACAGGUUGAUGUCCUGGAGGCCCGGAUAGAACAGAGGAAACUACAGGGUGAUUAUGAUCCGUCCAAGACGAAGGUCGUCCACUUUACUAUGAACCCGGCUGAAAUCGCUCAGAGGCACCGAGAGGAGGAGAUGAAAAGGUUGCAAGACGAGAAUGACAAACUAAAACAGAGGCUGAAGUUAUUGGAGGAGUCUGGAGGCUCGGUGGACGAUUUGACUCAGAAGGUGGAGAAGAAACUGCAGGAGCCAGAUGUCAGCAAGGAGGUGGAAGAACUGAAGAGCCAGCUGACCCGGGAAGAGCUACGCAACAAGCGACUGAUGGAGGCGUUCAAGAAGACGAGCCAGGAGUUCCGUGAGGUGUGCUACCAGCUGACGGGCUACAAGAUCGACAUCCCCUGUGCCAGUCAGUACCGGCUGACAAACAUGUAUGCCGACUCCCCACAGGACUACCUGUUGUUUGCUCAUGGCUCCUCUGGGGAGACGCAGAUGCUACAAACGGCUUUCUCCGAGACUGUGCAGGACCUGAUUGACCUUUACCUUGCAAAACAGGACAGUAUCCCAGCAUUCCUCAGUAGCGUCACACUUCAGCUGUUGGGGAGUCGAACGAUGUGUGUAGAUUGAAUGUACCUCCAAAGUGAGGGUUUUAAUGUCAAGGUGUGUACCUCUAAAGUGAGGGUUUUAAUGUCAAGUUGUCCUCUUGGACGUUGGUGACAGAGAUGCUUCUCCUUGCAACGAACACUUACCACUGCAGAAAAAAAUUCAAGAUUCCAAUGGACCACUGAUGCACAUGAUGGCAGAGAGAAAUCUACAGUUCAUGACAAAAUUAUCAAGUGAAACGCAAUAUACAGCGAUGAAAUUAUCAUGGUGCAGAAACCAAAUCUGCUGAGGUUUAUCUAAUCACUAAAUAUGUGACUGUCUGGUAGGCAAAUAAAUGCUGACUAGGUCUGCUUCCCUUGAAGAGUAUCAGCUCAUUGGAUCUGUGAACUCCAAAUGUGGAUGGCUGUCCUGCUGUAGGACAGGGGGAUGUGUGGCUCAACGGCACGGUGCCACUGCACAUCCUUGUAAGGAUGAAGCAACAUGGGAAGCUGCCGACGUAACCAUUGGAAACAGUUGUUAUUGUGUACAGAAACUGUUGAUAUUGAUGUUGUUUUUUUAAGAAGACAAUAAAGAUCAUACAUGUAAA
Haliotis rufescens (red abalone) is the source of this 2895-nucleotide messenger RNA. Its product is annotated as mitotic spindle assembly checkpoint protein MAD1-like. The record is from RefSeq and is a predicted model, not a curated record. Gene Ontology annotation, cellular component: mitotic spindle; kinetochore; nuclear envelope. Gene Ontology annotation, biological process: attachment of mitotic spindle microtubules to kinetochore; mitotic spindle assembly checkpoint signaling. Bases 138 to 2333 code for a protein of 731 amino acids. NCBI's taxonomy places the organism in Eukaryota, Metazoa, Mollusca, Gastropoda, Lepetellida, Haliotidae. The transcript has 17 exons.